UCCUUUUCUUUUUUUAGAUGACAGUAUAAGUACAUGUACUGGGAGUACUUCCGGGUUAAUGGCCAAUAGCAGCAAGCUAUAACUGGAUCACGUGUCUACCGAGCGGCCGCAAAAUCGUUGGACCAGACAAGCAGCUGGAAUCAGUGCGCCAUGGGCCGCUUGGAUGGGAAAGUGAUUGUGUUGUCAGCCGCUGCGCAGGGGAUUGGACGUGCUGCUGCAAUAGCCUUUGCAAAGGAGGGUGCUCAAGUCACAGCAACUGAUAUAAAUGAGGAGAAGCUCAAGGAACUGGAUGGGAUUCAAGGAAUUAAGACCAAGGUGGUGGAUGUGACUAAGAAAGACCAAGUGGAGGCCCUGGCCAAGGAACAUGAACACAUCGAUGUCCUGUUCAAUGUCGCAGGGUUUGUGCACCAUGGCUCCAUCUUGGACUGUGAAGAGGCCGACUGGGAUUUUACCAUGGAUGUGAACGUCCGGAGCAUGUACCUAAUGUCGAGAGCUUUCUUGCCAAAGAUGUUGGCGAAAAAGUCUGGAAACAUCAUAAACAUGGCUUCCGUUGCAUCAAGCAUAAAAGGUGUGGUCAACCGAUGUGUGUAUAGCACCUCCAAGGCGGCCGUGAUUGGCCUGACCAAAUCCAUAGCCGCCGAUUUCAUUGAGCAAGGCAUUCGCUGUAAUUGUGUUUGUCCUGGUACUGUUGACACUCCAUCCCUGAGGGGUCGGAUCCAAGCUCAACCUGACCCAGAAAAGGCUUAUAAGGAUUUCAUGGCACGGCAGAAAACAGGCAGGAUGUGCACAGCCGAAGAGGUGGCAUACCUGUGUGUCUACCUGGCCUCAGAUGAGUCGGCCUAUGUGACCGGCACAGAGCAAAUCAUCGAUGGAGGUUGGAGACUUUGAAGAGCAUUAAGCAAGCUGCUCUUAUAAUGAUGGGAUGCUUUGUGAAGAUUGGUGGAUUAACUAUGUUAUCCCGUUUUGAUUAUAAUGAUUGAUUCUGCGGGGAAAUAUUUGCACCUGUGCCUUGACAAAUGACUGAUGAAUAAACCCAAUUAAAACAACUAAA
Syngnathus acus (greater pipefish) is the source of this 1051-nucleotide messenger RNA. RefSeq names its product 3-hydroxybutyrate dehydrogenase, type 2 (gene bdh2). The record is from RefSeq and is a predicted model, not a curated record. The transcript has 10 exons. Gene Ontology annotation, molecular function: 3-hydroxybutyrate dehydrogenase activity. Gene Ontology annotation, cellular component: cytoplasm. Bases 151 to 888 code for a protein of 245 amino acids. Lineage: Eukaryota; Metazoa; Chordata; Actinopteri; Syngnathiformes; Syngnathidae. Gene Ontology annotation, biological process: siderophore biosynthetic process.